Polyodon spathula (Mississippi paddlefish) is the source of this 2680-nucleotide messenger RNA. RefSeq names its product gap junction beta-1 protein-like. The record is from RefSeq and is a predicted model, not a curated record. Gene Ontology annotation, cellular component: connexin complex. Gene Ontology annotation, biological process: cell communication. The coding region runs from base 302 to 1120 and encodes 272 amino acids. Lineage: Eukaryota; Metazoa; Chordata; Actinopteri; Acipenseriformes; Polyodontidae. The transcript is spliced from 3 exons.
AUAUAAGAGCGUAUGACUUGUACAGUGCAGGGCAGUGGCUAGUGUCAGGGAAUUCAUUUGCACUUUGCAAAGACAUGGUGUUCCAGCGCAUCCCUUACUACACUGAUGGUAAUCCAGCUGACUAAGGACUUGUCUGUGUGGGGACUCACCUGAAGGUCUGGGGUCGAAUCUAGCUUAGAUCACAGUUGGAAAGGAGUUUGGUGGUUUCAACUUAGUCUCCUCCUCAGUGGGCAGAAACACACCUUACACACAGUGUCUGCUUGGGGAAGCCCAGGACUUAACAGUAGACCUGGAACCAAAAAUGAAUUGGGCGUCUUUUUAUGCCGUUCUCAGCGGUGUAAACAAGAACUCCACUGGAAUCGGGCGCAUCUGGCUGUCCGUCCUCUUCAUCUUUCGAAUCAUGGUCCUGGUGGUCGCCGCAGAGAGUGUCUGGGGCGACGAGAAGUCAAGCUUCAUCUGCAACACGCAGCAGCCUGGUUGCAACAGUGUCUGCUAUGACCAUUUUUUCCCCAUUUCCCACAUCCGCCUGUGGGCACUGCAGCUCAUCCUGGUGUCCACGCCAGCCCUCCUCGUGGCCAUGCACGUGGCUCACCGCCGGCACAUCGAGAAGAAGAUCCUAAAGCUGUCUGGCCACAGCAGCAGCAAAGACCUGGAGCAGGUCAAGAUGCAGAGGAUGAAGAUCACAGGGGCCCUGUGGUGGACCUACAUGAUUAGCGUGAUCUUCCGGAUCCUCUUCGAAGCUGCUUUCAUGUACAUCUUCUACCUGAUCUACCCGGGCUUCAAGAUGAUUCGGUUAGUCAAGUGUGACGCCUACCCCUGCCCCAACACCGUGGACUGCUUUGUGUCCAGACCCACGGAGAAAACCAUCUUCACCAUCUUCAUGCUGGUGGUGUCUGGGGUCUGUAUCCUCCUCAACGUCGCAGAGGUUGUCUAUUUGAUCACUAAGUCCUGUUUCAAGAGCUUGCCAGACCCGGAGUCUGGCUCCAAAGGUACUUUUUAUGGGCACAGAUUCUCUUCGUACAAACAGAACGAGAUCAAUCAGCUGAUUUCAGACUCGAAAAUCAACGGGACGAAGAGAAAUCCCGGUUCUGAUAAGGGGGACAGGUGCUCGACCUCUUAGAUGUCUUAAUCUAACCUCUGCGACCCAACCCAUUCAACUAAUCAAGCUUAACCAAUGUUUGAAGCAGGUUGGAGCUCACUGUUUCUUUGAGCACUAAGAUCGAGUUUAAUCCUUUACAGAGGGGGGGAUACUUCACAGCAUUUACAAAUUUGUACAUUAUCAUUUAUAAUUUAUUUUGUAAAAACACAUGAUAGCAUAACCCCUUAACCUUCAACCAUUCUUGACGCAGUUCUCUGUCCACAAGUAAGCCACCUCAAUAAAUCGUCAUCAUGCCAUCCAUCUGCAAAGACCACAAAUACCUGUGAUUGUACUGAUCAGUGAGGGAGUGAACUGCUUACAGUGUUUAAAUGGACCAGUCUGAAGUAUCUCAAUUCCUCAAGCCGAGGCAACACACUGCAGGUUCUGCAAACACACCAUUCUAGAGAAUAAGGGGUGCAACUGUGUUUGAUUUUUAAGAGACAUAUUUCACACGCCACUUGGAGUUACAGAAUCAUGUGUAAUGCCAAAUACGGUCCAAGUGUCCACGGCCUGUAUGUGACUAGAUGAGAUGUCCAUGGUUUAGUUGGUCUUUGAGAUCGUAUCAGUUUCACAUCACUUUUUUUUUUUUUCCUCAGCUCGGCAGUGUGACAUCACAUGCUUUUCAAUGUCUAAAGUUCAGAACUCCUCUUUCAAUCCCCUCGCCCUUGCGUGCUCUCUCCUCACACCCUCUCUCUCUCCCCUCAAAGGAAACAGACUGAAGAUCAUGGUGGAAAUUUGUAUGUUUCAAAAUAAUGAACAUGUGCUUUCUGCCUUUGAGACAUUUCCAGUGGUUGUUUACUGUACAGGCCUAUCUAAAGUAAACCAAACUGCUCAACUAAACCACAGUGACGUGGUAAGGGGCCAUGAGCAAUAUAUUAACCUUUUAGUUAUAGUUUCCGCUGAAAAAAAAAAAACGGUCACAUUUCGAGCAUGUGUGUACUGCAGUGCUGCCAGUAUAUACACAUGCAACAGGGACAAUAUGACCAUCCUGCCAUUGCUUUCAGAUGCACAGAAAGUGUGAUACUGCCAUUGUCAUUCCAGCAGCUGCCACAUCUUUGUUCUAAAUGUUCCCUUGUUCAUAUGUUAAAGAGUGUAACUGUCACUACACUUCUAAAUGCAUUUAGAAAAGGGAAACGCAUUGAAUACUGCCUCCAAUGGCACACUGGGCCAUUGUUACACUUGAAAACUAACUACAAAUAUCAAUUUGUAUUGGGAUGAGUUUAAGUAAGAAAAAAAAAUUAAAACUUGACUGUGUUUUCACUGAGCUAAGGAGUGUUGUAGCUGUGGACAUUAAUGCCAUUCUCUCCAUCUAUUUCAUAACUGUUCAUUAUGAGUUCAUGUGUUUUUUUUUUUUCUACCCCUAUUAAAUAAAAUGUUCCCAAGACAAUGCAAGCAAAUGCUAUGUUUCCAAAACAUGUGUUUAACAAGCAUCGCUGUCAUUAACCUGAAUUAAAUAAAUACUGCACAGGGUUUCCAUAAAACUCAAACAUGUAGAAUCUAAGCUGUAUAUAUAUAUAUAUAUAUAUAUAUAUAUAUAUAUAU